AUGUUUCGCCCUAUACUAUCGCGUACAUUUGGACCAAGAAACUUGACUUUGAGUCAAUUUCUUCGUCAUCAAAGCACAAAGACUUUGGUGAAAUUUGACAAUGCUGAUGUUCAUCGCUUUGGAAUCAAGGAUCCCGUGUUUAAGAAUCUUUCAUUGACAAUUCCGGAGAAUCAGCACUUGGUCAUCACUGGACCAAUCAAUGCUGGAAAGACUACUCUGGCAGAGGCACUCGCAGGGCAACACUCAGUCAAACCUACCGGGGCCGCUAAAUGGCCAUUGUUAGAAUCCCUCCCAGGUACCUUGUCAGACCAGAUCCACCUUGUGUCUUUCCAAGAGAACUCGGCAAUGUUCUCAUAUGGUCAGCACUACUACCAAGAACGAUUCAAUUUCAGUGAUCCUGAUAAUGAUCUGACAUUGUCAGACUAUCUCAAGAGCAGAGAGAAAUCUGAUUCAAAGAUUGCAAAAGUAGCCGAGACACUUGACUUGACUCACCUCUUACCAUUAUCAUUUGUCAAACUGUCGAAUGGACAGACUCGGCGAGCCCGAAUUGCUCGGGCAUUGCUAGGAAAUCCUGCGGUGUUGAUUCUGGAUGAACCACUCAUGGGAUUGGAUAUCGAGCACCGUAAAAAACUGCUGGAUACUUUGGAAAAUCUGGCUACAAAACCUGGAGGUACCCCAGUUGUGCUUGUGCAGCGCCCGCAGGACGAAAUGCCCGAGUGGGCCACACGGGUGAUUUGCUUGGAUGGCAUGAAUAUCGUCUGGGAUGGAACACCUACCGAUUACCUGCAGCGCAUUCUUCCACAGACCACAAAGGAAGCUGCCGAACGGCAAAAGUAUCGCCAAGAGGCUCUUUCGAAAGAAGAAGGAACGCGCGACUUGCGUGCGCCUGUUGUGGAGCUCAAGAGUGUGAAUGUAAUUUACAACAAGCGCAAGAUCCUGGACGAUAUAUCCUGGACCGUGCGUCAGGGUGAUCGCUGGGCACUUCUGGGUCCUAAUGGGUCCGGAAAGACGACCUUACUGUCGUUCCUGACCGGAGACCACCCGCAGGCCUACUCGAAUGAACUAUCGUUGUUUGGGCGCCGAAGAGGUACCGGAGAGUCGAUUUGGGAUAUCAAGGCUCGGGUAGGGCUGGUUAGUCCAGAGAUCCAUCUCUAUUUCAACCAGCGAAUGUCUGCGCUGGAGGCGGCCGGAACCGGAUUCUUUGACGGGGUCGUUCCCCGGUCUCUGUCUGCCGAACAGACCUCGACAAUCGAACGGCUAUUUGGUGAAUUCGGCAUGAGUGGCGUGGAGAACAGAAAACUUCAAGAGAUGUCAACUGGUGAACAGCGGCUGGUACUCUUGGUUCGAUCUCUGGUUAAAAGGCCGGAACUUAUUAUUUGGGAUGAACCAUUCCAAGGAUUGGAUCUUGGAAUGAUUCAUAAUGUGAACACUUGGUUGGAGAACCAUAUGAAGCCAGAACAAACGCUUAUUAUGGUCACUCAUCAUGAAGAAGAGAUUCCGCGUGCGGUCACAAGGCGGUUCAAACUCGGUGCGGGAGGUGUGGAUGCAAACGAAACUGGGAGUUAA
Molecule: messenger RNA, 1566 nt
Organism: Phycomyces blakesleeanus NRRL 1555(-)
Lineage: Eukaryota; Fungi; Mucoromycota; Mucoromycetes; Mucorales; Phycomycetaceae
Exons: 5
Coding region: 1-1566 (521 amino acids)
Molecular function (GO): ATP binding; ATP hydrolysis activity
Source: RefSeq, a predicted model, not a curated record